Salvia splendens (bonfire salvia) is the source of this 1547-nucleotide messenger RNA. Its product is annotated as F-box protein At2g32560. The record is from RefSeq and is a predicted model, not a curated record. The transcript has 5 exons. NCBI's taxonomy places the organism in Eukaryota, Viridiplantae, Streptophyta, Magnoliopsida, Lamiales, Lamiaceae. Gene Ontology annotation, molecular function: protein binding. Bases 286 to 1410 code for a protein of 374 amino acids.
GUUUUCAUGGUUCAUCGAUUGUGGAGUUGUAACUCCCAACAAUCAAAAUUGUCGGUUGUGUUGUCUAUAGACAGAGCCCCUUUUUCUUAACCAUUAAAUCCAUUUGAUUAAUCUUGCCUACUCCGCCAUUUUCUUCCAAGCAUUACUAUAAAUUAACAAACUUUAUUUUCAGCUGAUUUAAACAUCUUUGUUCAAAUCACAAGUUACUUAUCUUCAUGCAAAAAACCUCCUUUUAGAUUAGAUUAGAUCUCCACACCUUUCUCUAAAAAAAUCUCUUGUUUCACAAUGCUGCUUUUCCUGGUUUAUUUCCUAUCUUUCCUACUGCUUUUUUCUCAGUCAUUUCUGAAGCCAAAACCAACUCCCAAAAUGGGAUCAAGAUUGUGGAGAUUCCCCUUGUUUUUUAGGGAGAUUCUUUGUCUGUUGGCCAAGAAAAGAAAGGAUCUCAGUCAAACUCCAUCAUCCAACAAAAUUGUGAGCACUAAAUUUGAGAGAAAACAAGAAAUUUGUAGCAUUUCUCUAGUUGAUCUCCCUGAUUUGGUUCUGGACUGCAUUCUUGAGAAACUCUCAGCUGCUGAGCUCUGCAGCAUGGCUGGGGUUUGCUUAGCUUUGAGAGGGAAGUGCACAAGUGAUCAUCUAUGGCAGAAGCUCUUGAAACAGAAAUGGAGUGAAUCCAUUGGUGUUGCUGCUUACACACAAUGGCAAUCUCAGAUUCCUCCAAAAAGAUACUUGCUUUUCACUGAAAGAAGGAGGAGCAAAUCAUGGCUCUUCUCCACCCUUUUCAGGUUCAAAUCAGAGAUGAGGGAGAAAAGAGUAACACCAAACUCAGUCAUGUCAUGCUAUCUUGCUCUUGAAACUGGAAAUUUCUGGUUUCCAGCUCAGGUUUUCAACAGAGAGAAUGGGCAUGUGGGAUUUAUGCUUUCAUGUUAUGAUGCACAGUUAAGCUAUGAUUCGGCCACAGACAAUUUUGUUGCUAGGUAUAAAGCUAAAGGCCGGUCUAUGAUUGAAGAAGGGAUUGAUUGGAAAAGAAUUAGAGCACCAACUGUGAAAACUCCUGCAAAUGUUCUUCACAUUUCGACCUGCUUAAAUGAUCUCAAACCUGAUGAUCACAUCGAGAUACAGUGGAGGAAAAACAAAGACUUUCCAUAUGGUUGGUGGUAUGGAGUGGUUGCACAUCUGGAUUCCUGCAGUGCCAAUGAAUUAAGUUGUCACUGUCAUGAAAGCGAUACAAUAGUGUUGGAGUUCAAGCAAUACAGCGGAGAGUCGCGGUGGCGGAAGGCGGAGAUGAGGAGGAAGGGCCACAGAGAGAUUGGUAAUGACGUGGAUGGAUUUUAUGGUGGGAUCAGAAAACUUAGCAACAAACAAGAAAUUGAAAAAUGGAAGCAGCUAUGGCCAAACUGCACCUUAGAAUAGUUCAUUUUCAUUACAUCCCUUUCUCGAAUUUGUAGAUAGCCUCAUCAUAUAAGGGCUUUGCUUUUUUUUUUGCACUUUGAUGCAUAAGCCUAUGCUAGAUCUAGUAUUUAUUUUUAAUUUCCCCCUUUGUUUCCUCA